UCUGGGCGCAGAACUCCGCCCCCGACGUUAGGGGCGGGGCGACGUCCGACUAGGGCGCGCCCGCUUACGCACUUCCUCCCGAGGUCGGGGGCCGAUUCACCGUGUGGCGGGUUCGAGUCCCGCCUCCUGAUUCUGGGCUAUAGCUUCUGUGUCCCGGACGGGGUGCAUUCGCCCGGCGAACCUCUCCUCGACAAAGGGUGACGGCGCACCUUGGGCUUCACCAUGGAGGACUACCUGCAGGGUUGUCGAGCCGCUCUGCAGGAGUCCCGACCUCUGCAUGUUGUACUGGGAAAUGAAGCCUGUGACUUGGACUCCAUGGUGUCUGCUCUUGCCCUGGCUUUUUACCUAGCAAAGACGACUGAGACCGAGGAAGUGUUUGUACCAGUUUUAAACAUAAAACGUUCUGAGCUACCUCUACGAGGUGACAACAUCUUCCUCCUUCAGAUGGUUCACAUUCCAGAGACCGUCUUGAUUUUUCGGGAUGAAAUUGACCUCCAUGCAUUGCACCAGGCUGGCCAACUCACUCUCAUUCUUGUUGACCAUCAUGUCUUACCCAAAAGCGACGGGGCCCUGGAGGAGGCAGUAGCAGAGGUGCUAGACCAUCGGCCCAUCGAGCAGAAACACUGCCCUCCCUGCCAUGUUUCCGUGGAGCUGGUGGGGUCCUGUGCUACUCUGGUGACGGAGAGAAUCCUGCAGGGGGCACCAGAGAUCUUGGACAGGCAAACUGCAGCCCUUCUGCAUGGAACCAUCAUCCUGGACUGUGUCAACAUGGACCCUAAAAUUGGAAAGGCAACCCUAAAGGACAGCAGAUAUGUGGAGAAACUAGAGGCCCUCUUUCCAGAUCUGCCCAAGAGAAAUGACAUCUUUGAUUCCCUACAAAAGGCCAAAUUUGAUGUAUCAGGACUGAGCACUGAGCAGAUGCUGAGAAAGGACCAGAAGACUAUUUAUAGACAAGGCACCAAGGUGGCCAUGAGUGCAAUAUAUAUGGAUUUGGAGGUCUUUCUGCAGAGGUCUGACCUCCUUGCAGACCUUCAUGCUUUUUGCCAGGCUCACAACUAUGAUGUCCUGGUUGCCAUGACUAUCUUUUUCAACACUCAUAAUGAGCCAGUGCGGCAGUUGGCUAUUUUCUGUCCCCAUGUGGCACUUCGAAUGACGAUCUGCGGAGUCUUGGAACACUCCCAUUCUCCGUCCCUAAAGCUGACCCCGCUCCCAAGCACCCAUCCUAACCUCCAAGCCUAUCAUCAAGGCAACACCCAGAUCUCUCGAAAGAAACUUCUGCCUCUGCUCCAGGAAGCCCUGUCAGCCUAUUUUGACUCCAUGAAGAUCCCUUCAGGACAGCCCGAGAUAGUGGGUAUGUCCAAGGAACAGGCGGACAAGGAAUCGGACAGGGCAAGUAACUCCCUGAUUUCUGGACUGAGCCAAGAUGAAGAGGACCCUCCUCUGCCCCCCACGCCCAUGAAUAGCUUGGUGGAUGAGUGCCCUCUGGACCAGGGGCUGCCUAAACUCUCUGCCGAGGCUGUCUUUGAGAAGUGCAGUCAGAUCUCGCUGUCACAGUCUACCACUGCCUCCCUGUCAAAGAAGUGACCAUGGGAAGGGGAGAGGGUAGUGGUUGAGGUUAUUUUACUCACCUCAAAUGCAUGUUUUGAGAUGUCUGGAGAUUCAGCAAUUCUGUCUUCAUUGCUCCAGGAUCUGGUAUACAGUUCUCAUAAAACUGGGAGGAAAAAGAAGUAGGAGAAAGCAGCUGCUUUAAGAAUGGCUUUCUACCUUUCCCCUCAAUCUCUACCAAUCAGACACAUUUUAUUAUUUAAAUCUGCACUGACUUCUCUUAAUUUCAUUUGCCAGGGGCACGAUGUGAUACAUCCACAAUCCCAGCAGAGUGGGACAGAAAGAAUGUAGACCCCAAAAGUGCCCUCAGUAAGGAUCUUGGACAGAACCAGGAUCUGCCAUGGAUCCACACAUUUCGAUUGUCUCCAUGUGUUCACUUAUCCACGUAUUCCUUCAGGUAUUUAUCAAAUACCUGCUUCAAGCUAGAUGGAAAAGAGUGUGUGCUUUGGAAAUGUGUUCCCAUUUCAGCCCUCAGCAGAUUUCCAGCUCUGUGACUCUUCUUUCUGCCCCCAGCAAGGUGAUGGCAUGUGAUUCAGAGGUGGCUGAAUUUCUUUUCUGGGCUUAUGGUGACUGCUUCAGGUCUUGUUGGGGAGCAGAUUGGAGGCCAUUAUCUUCCGUCCUGAUCAGGUAGCCUGACUCGCCAUUCCUCUGAAUCUCUCUGUGCGAGAGCCACAGGAACCCUGAAGAGACCCCAAAGAACCCGGGUUCUCGAGAGUUGAGGAGGCACCAGGAGGGCAAAGCCACAAAGGCAUCCUCCCGACGGACAGCAGAACUGGAAUGAGGGCCCUGAGCCCGUCCCCUGCCUUAGCAGAUCUAUCCAUUUCUUGUCCAUCUCUUUCUCUUCUUGUUCAUGUUCCGAGGAAGCAUGGAGUUCUAAUACUGCCAUAAACGGUGUGUCUUUUGGCAAGACAUUCACUACUCUAGGUCUGAGUUUCCCCACCUGUAAAACAGGGUUUGGACAAGAUGUUCCCUGGUAUCUUCUGUCAUCUGCCUCUUGCUGCCAUUCUUUCUUUCCUGUGCUUCUCUGUAUUUUCUUCUGUUUUCCCUGGGAAUGCUCAGGGUCACUGGAUUGUCUGUAUUUAUGUGUGAUUGUACCAAGGGACUCAGCCUCAUGUAGCAUGUAGAGGGGUGUGAUUCAUACUAUAGUGACCCCGCAGAGAGCUCCUUCCCAUUGACUUGUUCUGCAUGUGUAGAUUGUUCCUUUUUUCUUCAGCCCAGCCCGUUCCCCCUUUCCUGCCCCACAGUUCUAUUCCACAUAAGUUGCCAACAAUUUCUCAGAACAGUGGGGUAUGUGAUGGUCUUGGCAUGACAUCUUCCAUUAUGAGGGGGAGAGUCUGACUUCUUUGAAGGUAUGAUAUCUGUAGCCAUUUGGAAGGGGAAAAUAGUAGUGUGAUCACUGAACCAAAGGAAUUUAUGUUUUGUAACUUGGGUACUUUAUUUUGCAUUUUGUUAAGGUAUUAAAUACUUUUUUCCUGUU
Carlito syrichta (Philippine tarsier) is the source of this 3082-nucleotide messenger RNA. RefSeq names its product prune exopolyphosphatase 1 (gene PRUNE1). The transcript is spliced from 8 exons. NCBI's taxonomy places the organism in Eukaryota, Metazoa, Chordata, Mammalia, Primates, Tarsiidae. Gene Ontology annotation, cellular component: cytoplasm. The record is from RefSeq and is a predicted model, not a curated record. Bases 223 to 1584 code for a protein of 453 amino acids. Gene Ontology annotation, molecular function: exopolyphosphatase activity.